Molecule: messenger RNA, 2825 nt
Organism: Daktulosphaira vitifoliae (grape phylloxera)
Lineage: Eukaryota; Metazoa; Arthropoda; Insecta; Hemiptera; Phylloxeridae
Gene: DNAlig4
Product: DNA ligase 4
Exons: 17
Coding region: 142-2781 (879 amino acids)
Biological process (GO): nucleotide-excision repair, DNA gap filling; DNA recombination; double-strand break repair via nonhomologous end joining
Cellular component (GO): DNA ligase IV complex; DNA-dependent protein kinase-DNA ligase 4 complex
Molecular function (GO): DNA binding; ATP binding; DNA ligase (ATP) activity
Source: RefSeq, a predicted model, not a curated record
UUUAUGAUAAAAAAUUAUAAACAUUAUACACCAUCAUCUUAUUGUUUACAUAAUACAAAUCUAAGAUAAAAAUUUCUAUCUUAUGUAAAAUAUCCAAAAUAGACCUUCACAUUUUGCUGUUAUUUGUUGUGAACAAUAAUAAUGGAAAAUAACUCAACUGGUAAAAUAUCAUUUAAAUUAUUUUGUCGGGCAUGUGAAGAUAUAAGCAAUGCUGCAUUAAGUGAAAGAAAAGUUGCUAUUCUUCAAAAGUUCAUGGGCAUGUAUAGAGGUACCAUAGAACAAAGUUCUGAUAUUAAAAUUGAAGAAACAUUUUAUCCAAUAUUAAGAUGUUUACUUCCAGAUUUGGAUAAAGAAAGAGGAUCUUACAGCAUUAAAGAAUUAAUGUUAGGAAAAAUUUAUGUAAAUAUACUAAGAUUAGCAAAAGACAGCCAAGAUGCUCAAAAACUUAUUAAUUUUAGGCAUCACAAAAUAUCGGAAACAUCUGUAGGGGAUUUUGGUGAUAUUGUUUAUCAAGCAGUAUACAGUAGACUUGAAGAUAAAGAUAUAAUGACUGUUGAUGAAAUAAAUUCACAUUUAGAUAACCUAAUAUUAAAACAUGUCAAUCAUGAACCCAAGCAAGUAGAAAAUAUUUUACAAAUGAUGCUAUUAAAAAUGAAUGCUCUCCAACAAAAAUGGUUGGUCAGAUUACUCUUAAAAAACAUGUGUUUAGGUAUAACACAAACAAAAAUAUUAAAUAUAUACCAUCAAGAUGCUAAUGAAUUGUAUAAUGUCAGCAACAGUCUAGUUAAAAUAUGUGCUAUGUUAAAUAAUCCAGCAAACAAACUCCAUGAAAUUGCAAUUAAAUUGUUUGAUCCAUUUACACCUAUGUUGAGCCAAAGAUGUAAUAUUACAGAUUUAGAUAAGACCAUAAAAGUAAAAAAUGAUUUAUUUUAUGUGGAUACUAAGUUAAAAGGUGAAAGGUUACAAUUACAUUGGGAUGGAAAAUUAUUUAAAUAUUUUAGCAGACGGGGUAAUGAAUACACAGAUACUUAUGAUAGUACCUCUAGUAUGGGAAUAUUAAGUCCUGCAUUAGCAAAAUGCUUUCAUUCCUCUGUUAAAAACUGUAUUUUAGAUGGAAACAUUAUGUGUUACAACACCAAAUUAAAAUCUUAUACUACUAAAGUAAUGAACAGUGAUGUAAAAAUGUUACGAAUUGGAAACACGCAUCAGCCAUGUUUUUAUGUAUUUGAUGUUGUCUAUUUAAAUGAUAAAGUUUUGACUAAUGAAACACUUGAAAAAAGAUUGGAAAUUCUUAGUACUAUUAUAAUACCUUUAGAGGGUAUUUGUAUGUUCGCUACACAUCAUGUAGCAAAAAAAAACGAACUAAUAAACUAUUUAAACCAAGCAAUUGAUAACCGUGAUAAAGGAAUAGUAGUUAAAGAUCCACUAUCUAUUUAUAAACCCGGUACAAGAACCUCCGGAUGGUAUAAAAUUAAACCUGAAUAUAUUAAAGGGACAAUGGUUGAAUUAGAUCUUUUAAUAAUAGGAGGUUUUUACGGUAAAGGUCGACAACGAAACAGUAUCAGUCAUUUUCUAUUAGGCCUAAUGGAAAAAGGUGAUAAUUUUAUAAAAUUUUAUUCUAUUGGACGAGUGGGUUCAGGGUGUUCAGAUGAAGAGUUAGUCGAAUUAUCAAAUUUAUUAGAUCCACAUUGGAAACAAUUAAAACCUGGAGAAUUGAUUCCUAAUAUUGAUUGGAAUAAAGAAAAACCAGAUUUGUGGAUAGACCCUAAAUCAUCUGUUCUAUUACAAAUUAAAGCUACUGAAAUAGUUAGUAAUAGUGUAUUUAAAAGUGGAACAAUGUUAAGAUUUCCAAGAAUUCAACAAGUUAGAUAUGAUAAACCUUGGAAUAAUUGUAUGACUGUUAAAGAAUUUGAAGAAAUAUUAAAGCAAGCUGAUGGUAAGUUAUGCAAUGAGCAUAAAGGUGAUUCUCAGACAAAAAUUCGAAAAGCUCAAGAAAGUCCUAAAUUAAAUAAAAAACUUCGAGUUACUGAUGUACGUAGUGUUAUAAAGUCAUCAGAUAUACUUGAAGGUAAAGAAUUUUGUGUCAUGUCUGAUAGUGAAACUUUAUCUAAAAGCGAAAUAGAAAGAAAAAUACAUGAAUAUGGGGGAGUUACUAUACCAAAUCCAAGUAAUAAUACUUUUUGUGUACUUACCAAUGGUACUAAUAUUCGUAUUAAUGCAAUUAAAAUGAAAGGGGAACAUAGCAUAGUUAAUAUUAAGUGGAUACUUUUAUGUUUCAAUGAAAAUGAAUUUAUAAAUUGGACACCAGAAGAUGUUUUAGCACUUUCAAAGGAGCAUAAAGUAUUAAUGGAUGAAAAAUUUGAUAAUUAUGGUGAUAGCUACUUUGAAAAUGAUACAGUUGAUAGUUUGCGUAUGGCGAUGAAUCGUGUAGAAUUAAAUGAUGUUAAUAUGACUGAAGAAAGCUUCAUUAAAUUCCAGAGGGAUCUCUUUAGUGAAAUUACGUGUUUUAAAACAUUUGGAAAAUGUUUUGUAUAUUUUGACAAUUUAGAUCUGGACAACUUACCUACUCGAAAUUUUCAUUUAAAUUCAGUAUUAGAAAUGAUUAUUUUUAAGUUUAAUGGUGGAACAGUAUGUCCUAAAAUAAAUAAUGAGACUACACAUGUUGUAGUACAUUCAAGUAAUCAAAAUAGUAAAAAAACAUUAGAAAAUAUCAAUUCUAAACGACAAAUACCGUUUGAAAUAGUAGAUGAAAAUUGGAUAAAAAGUCAGAUAAAGUGGUAGUAACUAUAAAUUUAUGUAAAAAAGUACAACUAAUUUUUAUAAUA